Struthio camelus australis is the source of this 1476-nucleotide messenger RNA. RefSeq names its product alpha-2,8-sialyltransferase 8E-like. Gene Ontology annotation, molecular function: alpha-N-acetylneuraminate alpha-2,8-sialyltransferase activity. NCBI's taxonomy places the organism in Eukaryota, Metazoa, Chordata, Aves, Struthioniformes, Struthionidae. The record is from RefSeq and is a predicted model, not a curated record. Gene Ontology annotation, biological process: oligosaccharide metabolic process; N-glycan processing.
UGGGCAAAAGCUGUACUCAGGUUUGAGCGUAUUAGAAGCCAGCUUCAAGAUCAAACAGAGGUAUCCCAUAGCCUUUUUGGUCUAACAGGGUUCUCCAAAAUGCCAAACAACAUCAGCACAGAGGAGUAUGUGAAUCCAGGGCUGCUGAAGGUGCGCAAGCUAUGGACUGGGUUGCUGACUAUGGCUGCAGUCUCAGUUGUCUCCAUGUUCUUCCUGGUGUGGAGUGAUGGCAGACCUGACAUCAGGGUCCCAGAACCAGAAGCAUGUCAAGUACUGUCGAGCAGCCUAACAGAAUCUUUCCUGAAGAGGGUGGAUGAGGUCUGGAGCCUGAGCCACCUGAAGUUAAUGCAGAGCUGCCGCUGGAAUUUCAAUGCUAGUGCAUUGGCCCAAUACAGGGCAGAGCUGGGGCACUGCUGCAAUGCCUCAGCAUGGCUAGCUUUGACGCAAGUCAACACACCGUUGGGGUCCAAUAUUGUCUAUGAUGGGUACCGCUCAAAGAGCUUGAAAGUCAGCAGUGGCUUGCUGGAGAUCCUGCCGGAGGAAUCCCCCUUUCAGGAGCCUUUCUACAAAACCUGUGCUGUGGUGGGAAAUGGAGGAAUCCUCCGUAACAGUAGCUGUGGCUCUGAAAUUGAUGAGCACCAGUUUGUAAUCAGGUUUAACUUGCCUUCCAUGGACUUUCCUGAGGACGUGGGCAGAAAGUCAAGCAUAGUCACUGUGAAUCCCAGUAUCCUUCAGAAACGGUUUCAUGGUCUGAAUGGUCGGCGCCUGCCAUUUGUGAAGGCAGCAGCUAUUUAUGGAGAGACUUGGUUUCUCAUUCCAGCUUUCUCCUAUCCUGGCCAGAAUGAAGCUUCUUACCGAGCACUCUAUGCCUUGCAGGACUCUGGCUCCCGCUCACCUAUCUUCUUCUUCCACCCUCAGUAUCUAAGUGCUCUGACAAGGUACUGGCACGAACAUGGUUUCCAUCCCACUCGCCUCUCCUCAGGUUUCAUGCUAGUGAAUGCUGCCCUGGAGUUAUGCCAACAUAUUACACUCUAUGGCUUCUGGCCCUUUUCUUUGCAUCCUGAUGGUCAUCCCCUUCCCCAUCAUUACUACGACAACCAGCUUCCCAAUCCCAGGAUGCACCUCAUGCCCCAAGAGUUUGCUUGCUAUGUAAAUAUGCACUUCCAGGGUGUGCUGCAGCUGCAUGUGGGGAAGUGCUAAGAAAGGGUCAAGACAAACAUAAAGCCAAAUGGGGCCCAAAGAGCAUUACUACUGACCAUUCUGAGGUGUUCUGAUGGGAGCGCACAGACCUGGCUGCAAACCCAAAACUCUGAGGAUGGAAAAUACAUCCUCUGUGUUCUGCCUGCCCUGUUCCAGUAGAAGGUCACCGUUCUGUAAUCAGCAUUGGCAUCAGAUCAUUUUCAUUCUUGUUUAACUAAGAGUCACUAAUUGCCAUCUGUUAGUGCUUGAUAAUAAUUAAAUUCCUAGUUAAUAACC